AUGAGAUCACCCAUCAACAUUAGAACAUUAAGAGACAUAGCAAGACGUGAAGAAUUCGAAAAAACUGAAGUACUAAGAAAAGCUUAUCUAUACGUAUCAAGAAACGAAACCUUACCAGUCAAAAUUAGAGCUCAAGCUCAAUUAUCUUUAAAUAAUUUACCUUCAAAUUCUCAUCCAACUAAAAUUCAUGAACGUUGUAUAGUUUCAGGUAAAGGUCGUGGUGUGAUUGCUAAACUAGGACUUUGUAGACAUCAACUUAAAUUAAAAGCAACUAGAGAUAAAUGGAUGGGAUUUGAAAAAGCAAUUUGGUAA
This is a messenger RNA of Melampsora larici-populina 98AG31, 312 nucleotides long. RefSeq lists its product as uncharacterized. The coding region runs from base 1 to 312 and encodes 103 amino acids. Gene Ontology annotation, cellular component: mitochondrial small ribosomal subunit; ribosome. The record is from RefSeq and is a predicted model, not a curated record. Gene Ontology annotation, molecular function: structural constituent of ribosome. NCBI's taxonomy places the organism in Eukaryota, Fungi, Basidiomycota, Pucciniomycetes, Pucciniales, Melampsoraceae. Gene Ontology annotation, biological process: translation. The transcript has 3 exons.